Anastrepha obliqua is the source of this 1401-nucleotide messenger RNA. RefSeq names its product heparin sulfate O-sulfotransferase (gene Hs2st). Lineage: Eukaryota; Metazoa; Arthropoda; Insecta; Diptera; Tephritidae. The coding region runs from base 197 to 1294 and encodes 365 amino acids. Gene Ontology annotation, cellular component: membrane. Gene Ontology annotation, molecular function: heparan sulfate 2-sulfotransferase activity. The record is from RefSeq and is a predicted model, not a curated record. The transcript is spliced from 8 exons.
UAAAGGGUGUUUUCAUAUUCCCAAGUCUACCAGCUGCUUUCGUAUCACAAAUUGUUUAAAUUUAGCAAGGAUUAAGUAAUUAAGUUAACAUAAAUGCGUUUAAAUUUAGCACGAAUAUACGAAUGCCAACGAAAAUGAGCGCAAUACAGCGCUGCUCAUAUCUUAGCCGAAGGAAAAUCUUGUGUUGUUGUUGAUAAUGAUGAAGUGGCUAUUGUGUGGGCAUAAGAAACUGAAGAAAAUGCUGAUUGGUUGGAAGCCUAUGCAUUGGUUUGCAUUCUGUGCACUUUGUUUGGUGGCGUUAGGAGCUUACUGGUUCAUUUGGUCGUCAGAGGUUCGCAUUGAAGAGACCUGGAAUAAUGCCAUCAAACCGUUGAGCAGAAUAGCAGUGGCUGCUAAUAAAGAUGCAGAUAACGUUUUUUCAGGCACACUAACAUUAGAUAACUUCGAUUAUGACGAGCAGCUAGUAGUGCUGUACAACCGCGUACCAAAAACGGGCUCCACUAGUUUUGUUAACAUUGCUUAUGAUUUGUGCAAACGUAAUAAAUUUCAUGUUUUGCAUAUAAAUGUGACGGCAAAUAUGCAUGUGCUAUCGCUGCCCAAUCAGAUAACGUUUGUGCGUAAUGUGACCAAGUGGCACGAAAUGAAGCCAGCGCUCUAUCAUGGUCACAUGGCGUUUUUGGACUUCUCCAAAUUUCAAAUUGCGCACAAACCUAUAUACAUUAAUAUAGUUCGUAAGCCCUUGGAUAGGUUAGUUUCAUACUAUUAUUUUCUACGCUAUGGUGAUAAUUAUCGUCCGAAUUUAGUACGUAAAAAAGCGGGUAAUAAAAUUACUUUCGACGAAUGCGUGCUAUCGAAGCAACCAGACUGUGAUCCAAAGAAUAUGUGGCUGCAAAUACCAUUCUUUUGCGGACAUGCAGCGGAGUGCUGGGAGCCCGGUAGUGAAUGGGCACUGGGGCAAGCUAAACAUAAUUUGGUAAACGAAUACUUUCUGGUUGGCGUGACAGAGCAAAUGGAAGAUUUUGUCGAUAUGCUUGAACGUUCUUUGCCGCGCAUAUUUCACGGUUUUCGUGAACACUAUCAACAUUCCAAUAAAUCACAUCUGCGCCAAACGUCAUGGAAGAUUGCACCGAAUGACGAAACGAUCAAUACCAUACAUAAAUCGAAAAUCUGGCAAAUGGAAAAUGAAUUGUACGAAUUCGCAUUGGCACAAUUCGAAUACAAUAAACGCAAAUUGACGGUGCCGGAUAAUAAGCAUUUGCAAAAAUUUAUGUAUGAAAAGAUACGGCCAAAAUGAUGGCAGUUGCGGUAUGCUUUCGCCAAAAAGACGAAGAUGCGCAAGAAAUGCACAAAAGCGUAAAAGAAAAUGCAGAAUAUUUGCAAAGCAGGUUGGCAGCUGGCUGA